AUGGUUCAUAGUAUUUCGUCUAGUGCUGAAUUUAAAGCGAAAAUUAGUGUUAAUUCUUUAACAGUUGUCGAUUUUUUUGCAACUUGGUGUGGUCCUUGCAGAGCAAUCGCUCCUAAAAUUGAAGAAUUAUCAGAAAAAUAUACUGGAAUUCUUUUUUUAAAAGUAGAUGUGGAUCAACAUAAUGAUCUUGCUUCUGAAUACAAUAUUACUGCAAUGCCUACAUUUCUUUUUUUUAAAGGAGGAAUAAAAAUUGCGGAAGUUGUAGGUGCAUCGUCCAGCAAAGUAGAAGAAACUAUUAAAGCUUAUUUAUGA
Messenger RNA from Pneumocystis murina B123, 312 nucleotides. RefSeq names its product thioredoxin. Bases 1 to 312 code for a protein of 103 amino acids. The transcript has 5 exons. The record is from RefSeq and is a predicted model, not a curated record. Lineage: Eukaryota; Fungi; Ascomycota; Pneumocystomycetes; Pneumocystales; Pneumocystaceae. Gene Ontology annotation, molecular function: protein-disulfide reductase activity.